Messenger RNA from Phytophthora nicotianae INRA-310, 1077 nucleotides. RefSeq lists its product as hypothetical. Gene Ontology annotation, cellular component: endoplasmic reticulum; Golgi apparatus. The transcript is spliced from 3 exons. Gene Ontology annotation, biological process: protein targeting to membrane; peptidyl-L-cysteine S-palmitoylation. Gene Ontology annotation, molecular function: protein-cysteine S-palmitoyltransferase activity. NCBI's taxonomy places the organism in Eukaryota, Oomycota, Peronosporomycetes, Peronosporales, Peronosporaceae. The coding region runs from base 10 to 759 and encodes 249 amino acids. The record is from RefSeq and is a predicted model, not a curated record.
ACUGUGGCCAUGGCACGGAAUAGAAAUGUCGAGAACCCUGUUCGGUCCGCGACGCUGCGUAAAUGGUACGCUAGGGCCUGGUGGGUGGGCGUGCACGUGUACGGCUAUGUGGUCCUGGGUGUCAAGGGCGCUUUGAGUCCGCAAGCGCUGCCAACCGGUCAGUUCGUGGUGUAUUUGGUCGUGGCAGUUGCAGCCAUUUCGUGCUACGUGGUGCUGCAGUGCUCGUCGCCCGGACAGCUCGACAAGAGACCAAUGCUGGCACCGGUUCAAACUACAACACCUACAGAACUUGGUAGUUCACCACGAAUGGCAACGGAAGAUGAUGACGACACGGAAUUGCUAGGCGAUGGAGAGGAGAACGAACAUCAGGGGAGCAGCACUGAUCUGCACUUCUGCAACGAGUGUCACGUGUUCCAACCACUAAGGACGAAACACUGUAAGGAUUGCGCUCGGUGUACGCGACAAUACGACCACCAUUGCGACUGCGUUGGGACUUGCGUGGGCGAGAACAACCGUCGGUUGUUCGUGUUGUACUUGUUCCUGCAGAUUCUGGAAGGUGCGGCGAUGAUCGAUGUGACAUCAGAGGCUUUCACGGAGCAAGACGACGUCAACGACUGGUUCAAGGCCAACGCGUUGUUCAUUGUGCUGUGGUUCAUGCUCAUGUGCGUGCUCCUCAUCGUCGUACCUCUCUUCUGCUACCAGGCAUACCUCAUCUCGACGAACCAGGUGCGUACAUACCCUGGAUUCCCGCGAUUGUAACACCCAUGCCAAACAUGCACUAAAGGUGAUGAUGUUUGCACCAACGAAAGCUAACACUAUCGGUGUUUUGACAGACCUCAUGGGAACAUGCCCGCCGCUCAUCCAUCACCUACUUGCAAAAUUUGCCGGACAAACGCUCUCCAUUCGACCGCGGCGUUCUACAAAACUGGUGGGUCUUCCUCUCCAAUGGUGACAGCAACAAAUGGGUUCAUCAAAGUGUAGCCAAGCCGAUUACGUCGCACCCAGAUGACUCUUCCUCGCUCGUAUAGCAAAUAAUAUACAAUUUUGACUAAAUCACAGACUAAAUCACAUUUACAU